CCAAGGGUACCAACAUUGGAACUGUAAUAUUUUUGUGACCACAUGGCAUUGUUUCUCUAAACUGCGAAAUGUGUGGUUAUGAAGUCUGUGUGGAUUGUCUAGAAAUAUUGUUGUAUUAAUGUUACUUCUUGUAACAUGGUAUAAAUAUAUAGCUAAUUUUUAUCGCAAAAGUAAAAAAUUUCUAAGCUAUUGUCAAGAUGGAAAGUGACGAUAUUGUGUGGAGUAUCAUCAACAGAUCCUUCUGUUCGUUCAAAGUCAACUCGAAGACGCAGAAGCUGUGUCGCAACGAGUACAACCUGACGGGUCUGUGCAGCCGGCUGGCGUGUCCGCUGGCCAACAGCCAGUACGCCACCGUGCGCGAGGAGAAGGGCAUCAUCUACCUCUACAUGAAGACCAUCGAGAGGUCGGCCUUCCCCAGGAAGCUGUGGGAGCGAGUGAAGCUGUCGCGCCACUUCGAGACGGCCAUCCACCAGAUCAACCAGAACCUGCUCUACUGGCCGUACUUCGUCAAGACCAAGUGCAAGCAGAGGUUCGUGAAGAUCACGCAGUACCUCAUCCGCAUGCGGAAGCUGCGGCUCAGCAGGCAGAAGAAGCUGAUCCCGCUGCAGCGGAAGAUAGAGCGGAGAGAGAGGAGACGAGAGGACAAGGCUCUGAUCGCUGCGAGACUCGACACUGCCAUAGAGAAGGAGCUGUUGACCAGACUCAGGAAGGGAGUGUAUGGUGACAUCUACAACUUCCCACAAACUGCUUUCGACAAGGCCUUGGAGACAGAGCAGGUUGAAGAGGAGAAUGAGGAUGAAGAAAUGGAAGAAGUUGAAGAGAAGAAACUGGAGAAAGAGAUAGAACAUGAGCUAGAGGAAGAGGAGGAGGGGGAGUUUGUCGACGCGGGCAGCGAACAGGAGGUGGUCAGUGACGAAGAUGACGUCAAGGAGAUGGAAGCAAUGUCUGAGAAUGAAGAUUCAGAAGAAGAAAGGAUCUACUUGAGCAAUUUUGAAGAAUCAGAAGAAUCUGAUAUUGAGGAUGUGGCAGAUAAAGCGUCAUCAACCAAGAAGAAAGUUCGGUUCAGCAAAGUCACAGUGGCCAAGAAGAAGGCAGUUCCACCCAAGACUGGGAAAGGCUUGCGGUCGCACGUUGAAAUUGAAUACGAACAUGAGCUGGAACCAAAAACACGGCAGUUGGACACGUUCUAGAGCGCACGUUAAUUGUUGCUGCUCCGAGUGUACGCUUCUUCAGGUUUUAUUUUGUGAAACUGGUGAACUGAUGCUAAUGAAAUGUGGAAUAUUCAGUUUGGAAUUUCAUACACAUCAUUUUACAAUUGGCAUAGAAUCAACUCUGUUUUCACUUUUAACUAUAAUAAAAAACUGAUUAAAUUA
This is a messenger RNA of Bacillus rossius redtenbacheri, 1373 nucleotides long. It is a transcript of the gene Rbm13, whose product is annotated as protein MAK16 homolog. Bases 198 to 1190 code for a protein of 330 amino acids. The transcript has 9 exons. Gene Ontology annotation, biological process: maturation of 5.8S rRNA; maturation of LSU-rRNA. The record is from RefSeq and is a predicted model, not a curated record. NCBI's taxonomy places the organism in Eukaryota, Metazoa, Arthropoda, Insecta, Phasmatodea, Bacillidae. Gene Ontology annotation, cellular component: nucleolus; preribosome, large subunit precursor.